AUGGUAAUUCCCUACGAGACUUCCCUUAACGACUUGAUCAAUAUUAUUGAUCAACAUCAUAAUAUAAAAGUUAAUCUUAAUAACUUAUAUUUUAAGAAUGGCAUCGAUGAUAGAAUUAACCUUGUAGACGAAGAAGAUUGGAUUGUGGCAAGAUUUGAAGCAAAGGAAGCUAUGAGUAACAAGAUAGUUUUCACAGGAUUUAACAUUAAUGUUCUUGCAUUAAUCGAUAAAGUUCAAUUUGGUCCUCGGUAA
Messenger RNA from Funneliformis mosseae, 252 nucleotides. The record is from the annotation of a GenBank genome assembly. Lineage: Eukaryota; Fungi; Glomeromycota; Glomeromycetes; Glomerales; Glomeraceae.